This is a messenger RNA of Betta splendens (Siamese fighting fish), 5619 nucleotides long. RefSeq names its product ERC protein 2-like. The record is from RefSeq and is a predicted model, not a curated record. Gene Ontology annotation, molecular function: structural constituent of presynaptic active zone. The transcript is spliced from 20 exons. Gene Ontology annotation, cellular component: cytoskeleton of presynaptic active zone. NCBI's taxonomy places the organism in Eukaryota, Metazoa, Chordata, Actinopteri, Anabantiformes, Osphronemidae. Gene Ontology annotation, biological process: regulation of synaptic plasticity; maintenance of presynaptic active zone structure; neuromuscular synaptic transmission. The coding region runs from base 623 to 4306 and encodes 1227 amino acids.
CUUUGUAAACGCUUACAGAGGAAGUGAAACUGGUGAAUAAUUCUUACAUUAGUGACAGUCAUUCAACGGUUGGAAAGUCACCUGGAAAAAACAAGUGGGACUGGUGCUACACAAAGACACUUCAGAUUCAUUGGCUUCGUGCCGUUAAAUCCUCGCAGGUGCCUCGUGUAGGUGCUCUCGCAUGAAACCCUCCAUUCGUCGCCGUUCGCGCUGCCCCAGCGCACGGCUUACGGGAGCGCGCUCUAUCAUCUUGGCAAAGCGCGCUCCCGCGGGCCCGUUGACAGGACAGGUCAGAAGAGAGCUGAGCCGAUGAUAUCAUGGAGCCUGCGCCGAGGUCGGAGAGGGUAGAGCCGGGACGCGGUGAUGGAGAGCCGCCUGUCCGAGUUCACGAUGCUCUGCACUGCAGCUGAAACCCCAGGACCUGCAGCCUCGGUGCUUGUGAGCUGUGCAGUCGACGGUGGAAGCUGCUCUCAUAGGACUAAAUAAGACCCAAGCUCUAAAACAUCAGCCAUGAACAGAUGAGAAGGUGGAGGCUGGGAAGAGGCCUCAAUUCUGAACCUUGCUAUUCAUUACCAACAAAGUUUUUAACAGUUUCAUCCACGUCCAGAUAGGCCAUAUAAAGAUGCCUUUAAACAUCAGAGCCAAGCCAGCGCAGAGCAGGCUGUCCGUCGGGCAGAAGAGCAGCGCGCACGCGGACGGCAGCGCGGCUCAUUCGCGCUUCUCCAGGUCUAAACAGGGCAAAGGCAAACAGACUCUCGGCUCAACGCCAGGGUGCCGCUCGGGGUUGGAACCAGGCUCGGUGUCGGGGGGCCCGCCCGCACCCGCGUCCAAGGCGGCUGGAGGUCAAGGGUCGGUGUCGAGGCCGAGUUCAAGGAGCAAACCUGCAGCAGCCAAAGGCGCGAGUCAUGGUUCAGCCACAGCACCUGGCGGUAAAACCCUGUCCAUGGAGAACAUCCAGUCGCUGAGCGCUGCCUAUGCCACCUCAGGCACCAUGUACCCCAGUGAGCGCGACUCCCUGGAACCGUCUGGAGGCUACCCUAAAGGCACCAUGACGCUGGACAGGAGCACCAGCCGCUCCUCCUACACCGGCCGGACCACCGCUACAGGGAGCAGCCCCAACAUCACCACCUCUGGGCUGCAUCACGCGUCCGACUCCCAUAGAGACCACGCCCUUUCUGCAAGGACUUCCAGUUUGCGUCGCCAGUCUGGGAGGCAUCCACAGGCGCCGGAUUCUGCAGGACGCGGAGAGGAGCCCGCCUUCGAUCUGCAGGCGCAGCUGAGGGAGCUGCAGCGGGAGAACGACAGCCUGAGGAGAGAGCUGGACGAGGGGAGGGACGCGAGGACGGGCCCCGGCAUCAACAGCGUCAGCUUCUGGAGCCCCGAUGUGAAGAGAGACAAGGGGGUGAGACGCGAGGAGGGGGCGAGGACGUCAGCGCUGAAGGACCAGUACAGGGCCAAUCACGAGAAUGUACAGUGUGGGGAUAUCAGAAGAAACAAGCAACUUCCAUUGACAGUUCAGGAGCUCCAGGAGGAGCUGAGGGCUCACAGGGAGAUGAACAGUCGCCUGCAGCAGCAGCAGCAGCAGCAGCAGACGGGGAACCCUGGCUCCUAUCGGGACUUUCAUAUGGACCAGGACCACAGAAGUGGGCUCAGUCCCAGCCACAGCCCCAGACAGAGCCCCAGCAACCUGCACAGUCCCGGACCCAAGAACAGCCCCCGAGCCAGCCCGUCUAACACCUACAGUUCAAGGCAACAGGAAGCCGACAUCAUUAUUCACAGCCCCGGCUACGGCUGCAACGCUGCUGUGGCCACACAGAGAAUCAGUCCGGCCAACACCCUUCAUCCUGGGCCCAGAACCAGCCCAAGUCAGCCCCUCUACAGUUCUACGGGCUCGGGGGUGGCCCACAGCGCCAGCGCCCUUCGGCCCUGCAGCCCGUGCCAGGUGCCUGGAUGCGACGGCUUCUCCUCACCGCCGCCCCCGGAUCCCUCAGAGGAGAAUUACCACCGGCUGCAGUCGGAGCACGAGCGGCAGGCCAAGGAGCUGUUCCUGCUGAGGAAGACUAUGGAGGAGAUGGAGACGAGGAUCAACUCUCAGAAGCAGACGCUGGGAGCGAGGGACGAAAGCAUCCAGAGGCUGCUGGAGAUGCUUCAGGGUCAGGGUCAGGGUCAGACCCAGGGUCACGGUCAGGCCCAGAGUCAGGCCCAGAGUAGCCCCCAGUGGGGUCGGGGGCAGAGAACCGGCAUCAUAACCAUGGCAGCACAAGAGGCCGAAGCACAGCUGGAAAACAUGCACGUGAGAGAGAACACCAACCCCCCCCUGUGUUUUGACCCCGAUGUUAUUUGGCAGGACACCAAGAUCACGUCCCUGGAGAGAAACAUCAGAGACUUAGAGGAUGAGGUCCAGAUGUUAAAGACCAGUGGCCUGCUGCACCCUGACGACAGGCAGGAUGAGCUCAAGCAGGUGGAGGUCUACAAGAGCCAUUCUAAAUUCAUGAAGACAAAGAUUGAGCAGCUGAAGCAGGAGCUGAACAAGAAGGAGUCCGAGAUGCAGGCGCUGCAGACCAAGCUGGAAACGCUGACCAACCAGAACUCCGACUGCAAGCAACACAUCGAGGUGCUGAAGGAGUCGCUCAAUGCCAAGGAGCAGCGCGCCAACACGCUGCAAACAGAGGUGGACGCUCUGCGGCUGCGUCUGGAGGAGAAGGAGCAGUUCCUGACCAAGAAGACCAAGCAGCUGCAGGACCUGAGCGACGAGAAGAGCACGCUGGCGGGAGAGAUCCGAGACAUGAAGGACAUGCUGGACGUCAAGGAGAGGAAGGUCAACGUGCUGCAGAAGAAGGCGUCGGUGGUUUCGAGCAGAAUGAGUGUCAGGGCAGUGAAGAGGAGGAGGCCGCUGCAACAGACCUCGGGUAAAGCAAAGACAGGCCCGUUUGGCUUGUCAACACUGGAUCUUGCCUCGGCCUGGUACGAAAAGACGCGCAGGCACGCUAGCGCACAUGCAGACCAGCGCUAUGAUUUCAGAGCAGCGUGCCGUCUGACACUCCCUUCUCUUCCUGCCUGUCCCACUCGUCUUAUGAAGUCACUGUGCUCCGGCGCUGCGCUCGAUAACAGACGAGUAAUGACUUCACUGGCAGAGCAGCAUGACAUCGGGAAGUGGGACCGGAGGAGAGGCGUCGCGUUGUCCAUACGCGACCGUAGAAUUUCACAGUUCUGCGCGAAUGGCUUUUCCACUUCAGCAGCUGACGUUUUACUUUGUUCACUAACGCGUGAUGACAUUUUGAUCAAACUGCUAGACUUUCACUGGAGGCAGCCAGUGGAACGCGUGCCCACUGAGUAUUUUAUCAAUUCGAUGUUCGAGAGACACAGCAAACACGCAGCGCAGCGAUGGGCCGGUGCCGGAGACGCAGGGGUGACGUGGAGUGCAAGCGCUGCCUUCACCGCACUGCAAAGGUCGCUGUGUUCCCUCAGCUUCAUGACCGCACAGAUGCUCUUUGAAGAGCCGCAUCUGAGCGGGAGGAAGCUCCACGAGCUCCGACGGCAGGAGAUGCAAACUGAGCGCAGGCAAAUCAAGUCUCCUAACAUCCAGAAGCAGACGGUGCUGGGUGAGAUGAGGAAAGAUGCCCUGACUGACGGACAUCCACACUCUCUAUCCCAGCUUCCUCCUAUAGCUUCCCAGGAUGCCAUGCGGGAGACGGCGGAGCGGAUCCGGGAACUGGAGAUGGCUCUGAGGGAGAGCAUGAACACGUCUGCGCACAGGGAGGCUCUGUGGGCGCAGGAGGAGGCAGCGCGCGCUGAGGCCCAGCGACAGCUGGAGGAGCUGAUGGCGGCGCUGGAGAAAACGCGGCAGGAGCUGGACGCCACCAAGCUUCGCCUGUCGUCCACGCAGCAGUCGCUGCACGAGCGGGACGGACACCUCAGCAGCCUGCGUCAGGAGCGGCGGAAGCAGCUGGAGGAGAUCCUGGAGAUGAAGCAACAGGCCUUGCUGGCAGCCAUCAGUGAGAAGGACGCCAACAUCGCCCUAUUGGAGUUGUCCUCCUCCAAACGCAAGCGGGCGCAAGAAGAAGUGAUGGCUCUGAAGCGGGAGAAGGACAGGCUCAUGCACCAGCUCAAGCAGCAGACCCAAAGCAGGAUGAAGUUAAUAACCGAUAACUAUGAGGACGACCACGUCCAUCUGCAGCAUCACCCUCACCAUUCUCACCACUUGCAUCCAGCAAACGUGCACCAUCGAAGCCUGCCGAGAGCGCACCCCCACGCCAACCAUCGGCCCCCUAUGGAUCAGGACGAUGAAGAGGGAAUAUGGGCAUGAUGGCCACCACCUGGGAUUCCUAUACCGUGUUAAUGCUGCUCCGGACACCGAGACCUUCUCCAGCUCCGACUGCGACCGCAGACGGGCCCACGACCCACGCGUCCCCGUCAGCGGGGCCUCCGGACCCGUGGGAACCCACGCGCAGGGUCCAGGGCGCCGCCGUCUUCAGCGCCUUGUGGUUCAGUGUGUUCAGUCUGUAGGAGAUGCUCCAUGUCACUAGUGAAGGUUUGAGGCCGUUCGCGACCCGUCGAGGCUCAGACCAGUCGCCCGCUCUGCAUUUCCCAUGAUGCCUCCACUGGGCUGGAAGCUUCAUUUCUCCAGAGGUCUGGCUCUCCAUCAGUCGCCAGUCGCUCCAGCGUGGUUGAGAUGGGAACAGGGGAGCUCAGGAACUCAUGCCAGUCCUCACCCGGUUUACUUUGGCGCAGGCGUGUUGACGUUCGCAGCUAAAUAUUAGACUUUUGUAAAUAUCACAACAUGGACCUCAGAAAUCCACAAUCCGCAGAGACCUUCUGAAAGUACGUGCCAAAGGAGAUGCCCCCGUCCGCUGAGAGGAAUUACUGAAACACGGCCGCAUCUGAAUGGUUUUCCUCCCCAGCGAAGCCCCUAAAUGACUCAUUUGUCAGAUCUCCCACAGUCUGCGCUGACGUGAAGGAGGAGAAAAAGGCUAAUUCAGGCCUGAAGAUGCCCAAGAAAAACAGUUUGAGUAUCAGCUUCCACCUUCUCUCAGAAAAGGAGGAGCUCAAUUAACAGGAAAGGAAACACCACUGACCUCAAAUCAAGCAGAUUACUGUAAGAACAAUCUGUUUAUGUAUUUGUCCUUGCGUUUGAUAAUGAACCACUAUCGUGUUCUGUUUGUUCUACCGCAUCCAACACAGCUUCCAACGCUGCUCUCCGGCUUCGUUCGUCUGACGUGCGACGCGGCCGAGUCGCGUGUCGCUCUGUUUGUUCGUUGAUCCUGGGAGUCUGAGUGUCUGAUCUGUUUGUAAUGAAGUGAUUUGAGUUUAGUGUUUCCACUGCUUCGACAUGAGUCGUUGAUGAUAAUGUACAGUGCUCUUGUGUUUUCACGUAACUAUUCACCCUCAUUGAACACUGUAUGUACAGUUUUUGUACUGUGUGUGUGUGUGUGUGUGUGUGUGUGUGUGUGUGUGUGUGUGUGUGUGUGUGUGUGUGUGUGUGUGUGUGUUUCUGCUGCUCUCACGAUUGUAAAGGCUGUGAAGGUUUCGGGGGGGGGGGGGCCUUCCUCGACUCGUUCCACAGUAAUUUUUCAGUGGUCAACUUGUCUCUGUUGUUUGAAUAAAAAGUUGUUUUCACAA